Molecule: messenger RNA, 416 nt
Organism: Puntigrus tetrazona (Sumatra barb)
Lineage: Eukaryota; Metazoa; Chordata; Actinopteri; Cypriniformes; Cyprinidae
Gene: cd247l
Product: CD247 antigen like
Exons: 7
Coding region: 1-312 (103 amino acids)
Source: RefSeq, a predicted model, not a curated record
AUGCACCAUACGCCCCAAGUGAAAAAAAUAUCCUGCGACCCCGGCCAUAACCCCAAUGAGCCUGUAUAUACAGACUUGGAUCUGCCUCAGAUGAGUUCCGAUUAUCAGCAACUGGAUAGACCGAUAAGAAGACGAGAGCCAGAGACACAUUAUCAGGAAUUGAGAGCACAUACAAGCGAUGAAUACCAGGAAAUAAGAACUAAACCUCGCAAAGGCAAGAACAAAUCUAAUGAGGGUCGAGCAGGGAGAAACAGGAAUGCAGCCGAGGCUGUGGAGAUGGAAACAUUUCCCACUGAUGCAUUACACAAUUAACACAGAGCACAAGCUCAGGAGCAACCUCUAUAUCUGUUAACAGAUAAAUUGUAUAUCUUUGCUGAAUGCAUUUAUAUCUUUUUUUUAAUUUGUUACUUCGCCUG